UGCGCAGUCGCAUUAGGCAGUGACAUCAAAUGUGUCAAGUUUGUGGUGUCAGUUGAUAGAUUCCUCACCCUGUUAUCGUUUUAUCUGUCGGGUAGUUUGGUAGGUGGAUCAUUUUAAUAAUAAUUAAACGAGAAUCAUGGCUGACACGACGGUGGACGCAACACGGCGCUUGAAUGUCAAAAAACAAACGUUAGACGACGCGUACGCGGCGCCAGCAAACUUUCUCGAAAUCGAUGUGAUCAAUCCGAUUACUCACGGCGUCGGCAAAAAGCGAUACACUGAUUACGAAGUUCGAAUGAGGACAAAUCUCCCUGUAUUCAAAGUCAAAGAGUCCAGCGUGAGAAGACGAUACAGUGACUUUGAAUGGCUCCGAAACGAACUGGAACGAGAUAGCAAGAUAGUAGUGCCACCAUUGCCUGGCAAAGCAUGGAAGCGUCAGAUGCCAUUUCGAGGUGAUGAUGGAAUAUUUGAAGAAGACUUUAUCGAAGACCGGCGAAAAGGUCUUGAAAUUUUCGUGAAUAAAAUAGCUGGCCACCCAUUAGCGCAAAAUGAACGAUGUCUCCACAUGUUCCUGCAAGAGCCAGUCAUAGAUAAGAACUAUGUUCCUGGAAAAAUACGAAACACGUAAAGUUGAUCACCGUAACAAGUCGCUCACGUAGCCACGACAACUUCAAUUAAGACCUUGAAAUUUUUCUAAUUCUAAUUACUUCAAGAAAAAAAAAAAAACAUUUGAUUGUGCAUUUUAUUGGUCUGAGCUAAGCUCUUAGAUAUGAUUAUUUCACUUCAUUCUUAAUUGCUACUGUGACGGAUUACAAUUAUAAUUUUUUUUUUAUUGAUCUAAAUUGAUAUUACCAUGAAACGUAAAUUGAGGAAAAGAAAAAUAAUAAUAUUGUGAUAAGAGAUGAGAGAUAAAUGAAGAACCAUUAAAACCAUACCUACAUAAAGUAGAUAAUCAUGAAAUCAGCUAUUGCUGAUCGUCUUGUUUUUUUUUUUUUUCUGUAUGAUGCACUUAAAUUAUAGAGCAGCUUCACAGGAUCAAUUCCACUGUGCACGAAGAAUAAUUCAUUAUUCAAAGUUUGGUUAACUUAGCUGUGCCAGUAUAUAUAAAGGAUACAUUAUUUCAGCAUAUUCGUAUACGCAUGUGUUUCUAUCGAAUUUAUACGAUUUAUGGCGAUGUGACCGAUAAGGUGCCCAAAUCAGCACAGGAUAUUAUUCGAAAAUUAUUCUAGAACCCAAUAUUAUCAAACUCGAUUGUUAUAUUUAUUCAAUACCAAAUAAUAUGCAUUAUCAUUAUUACUUCGAUGAAGUAUACUAAAAGAAUCUUGAAAAAGUUUUUACAAUAUAAUUCAUAACAGUUGAAAAAAGCAUUAAAAUUGAAUAUUUAGUAAUAAAUUGUAAUAAUUGAAUAUAUAUUUUCAUAAAAGUUGAUCAAAUCACUCAUUUCAAGUUAGAUUUCAACUAUUUAAUUAUACUGAAAUGUAACGAGGUUCAUUUCUUGACAAAUUAUGAAAUCAAUGUUGAGUGUCUUUCAGCAUUUUUUACGUCAUAUCUUUGAAACACAAUGAUUUUUUCCACAAUUGUGAAUGAAUAGAUAGUUUUAUUUUGUCACUUAACUUUGAUGCAGUUGACUAUCAAGUUCACGGAUUAUUUAGAAAUAAAUGAGUUUUGAAACCAAUAAUAUUUGAUCAACACUAAAGACGAAUGAGAAAUUUACAAUAUUGAUUUAAUUGGCAAUCAUGUCCACAUAUUAUCUAUUGUACUGUUGGAAUGCUGUUCUCAUCAUAUUAAUAAUGUAAUAUUUGUGUUGAGUAUUUGAUCCCAUUUCUAUUCUGUCACUUGCAGCAACAAAGCUAUCCCAGUUUCGAACUGAUAUAUUAAUUCAUGUAACGUGUUUUGCUGCAGAUCCUGGCACUUUUUUGAAUGUUUGAAAGUGUAAACAGUCACUUUUUGUAAAUAUCGUGAAUGCUGUUCUUUGUAAAAUACGAAAUGAAGGGGAAAAAAAGUUUAAAUAAACCAAUUUGAUGCUAGCCAAAACCAUGAGACAGUAGCAGUUAAGCUUCUUUGUUUGACUAGUCUUGCAAAAAAGUGUGCAGAACUCAUGUCUGAGCAAGAUUACUAGCUUGACGUGUGAUAAAUAUCAAUUGAACUUAAAGUCGUGUCUACAAAAAAUAUAAACUCACAGACCUAUAUUUGCAUGUCAAGGUAUAUAAUGAAUAAAAAAAAAAAAAAGAAUAAGGAAAAUUAU
Molecule: messenger RNA, 2245 nt
Organism: Neodiprion virginianus
Lineage: Eukaryota; Metazoa; Arthropoda; Insecta; Hymenoptera; Diprionidae
Gene: Snx3
Product: sorting nexin-12
Exons: 4
Coding region: 137-628 (163 amino acids)
Biological process (GO): endocytic recycling; late endosome to Golgi transport
Cellular component (GO): early endosome membrane; retromer complex
Molecular function (GO): phosphatidylinositol-3-phosphate binding
Source: RefSeq, a predicted model, not a curated record